Messenger RNA from Pseudovirgaria hyperparasitica, 1331 nucleotides. Its product is annotated as MSF1-domain-containing protein. The record is from RefSeq and is a predicted model, not a curated record. The transcript has a single exon. Lineage: Eukaryota; Fungi; Ascomycota; Dothideomycetes; Acrospermales; Acrospermaceae. Gene Ontology annotation, biological process: phospholipid transport. Gene Ontology annotation, molecular function: phosphatidic acid transfer activity. The coding region runs from base 159 to 983 and encodes 274 amino acids. Gene Ontology annotation, cellular component: mitochondrial intermembrane space.
AUCACCACCUCACACACGUCUACUAUACCACGACCAACCCAACUUCCGAGUCUUCUAACCAUUACCCGAUAAUCUCAACGUGUACGAAGCUCCAACACCUCCACACUUAUUCUGCGAACAUGUGUCUUGCCUAAAUCUUUCUUUUAACAACUUCUACAAUGGUCAAAUUCUACGAAACCUCCUACAGCUACGACUACUCUUUCUCUGCCGUCGCCCUGGCGUACUUUCUUCGCUACCCUAAUCCUUAUUCUACACAUGUCGUCUCCACUGAUGUAAUCGAUCGAUCUUACGACCCGGCCUCGCAACAACUCACUACCACGCGCCUCCACCUCAAGAAAUCCCGCGUGCCCGCCGCUGUUCUCGCCCUUCUGCCUCGUCGAGCCGUUGGAGCAAGCGAAAAAGGUGACAGUCAAUCCUUCAUCCUCGAGACUUCCACUGUGGACAUCAAGAAUGGGUGGAUGAAGACUGAGAGUCGGAAUUUGGAGUGGACGGGGGUGCUCAGCGUGAUUGAGAAACAGAUGUACCGGCGACCGAUUGAAGUAACGAAUAUCACGUUCAGCAACUGCGAGAAUGCGGCGGCGGCACACGGGAUCAUUGGGCCGAACAGUCGUGAGGCAGACCUCAAGACCUACGAGAAGACGGAUGUGACGACGACUGUAGUAUUACAGAGCCGGGUGAACCUUUUGAAGUGGCGGUCAAACAGCAGCGGGACGAUGAACGGAGAUGAAAAGCAAGGGUUUUUCAGUCGAUGGAGUAUGGGACCUGUGCAGCGCAGUAUUGAAAGCAUCGGCUUUAAGAGAGCGCAGAGGAGCCAGCCAAACGCGAAAGAGGGGAUGAAGGUUGUGCUGGAGCGAUUGAGACAGGGAGGGUUAGUGGCUGUGUUGGAUGGGAUGAGGAGGGAUCGCGAGGAGGCGAAUCAGGGUGUCUUCAAAAGACGGUAUGGUGAGGGAGAUGAUACGAAGGCAACGGAGGUUGAUGAGUAGCUAUGCUCUUGGAACGGUUUCACUGUUCAUUUUUUGUACAAAGUUCUUUUAUUAUUUAGCGUGGCGUCUAGGUUGUACUGUUUGGAAAAGCAUCAAACAAACGCCAAAUGCCGCUGGGUGGGCGGACCGAGAGCUUGUAUUUGUUGGCACGGUAUUGGUCGAUGGACUGUAUAACAUGGAUAUCGGGCACCCAACGCUCUCGAUAACUUCAAACGGAACCACUUCUCUCUCCAUCUCGGCCAAGAGUAUUCAAAUGUAUACAUGUCACAUGCAUCGAAACAUGUUCAAUUUCAUAUCCAUUCAAAACAUUCGGAUGUUCCGCCGGUCUGAAGCACGUUCGAUCUCGUU